Messenger RNA from Salvelinus sp. IW2-2015, 1360 nucleotides. NCBI's taxonomy places the organism in Eukaryota, Metazoa, Chordata, Actinopteri, Salmoniformes, Salmonidae. The record is from RefSeq and is a predicted model, not a curated record.
AAAGGUUGUGGUUCAAAUCCCAUCAUGACAACCUUUGGCAUUUUAUCUUAAUUAUCAGCUUUACAACUACUCACUACUUUUUAGCUACUUCGCAUUACUUAGCAUGUUAGCUAACCCCAACUUCCUAACCUCUAGGUUUUUUAUUUAACCUUUAUUUAAUUGAUAACGUUAGCGACCUAGCUAUACAAAAUSGAUGGAAAUCCACAAAUGAAUACAUACCAUAGGAAACGUAACAUAUCAUACUCAUUUUAAUAUUGAAGAUUUACAUUUACUAUGUUACUUCUAACCCUGAGUCCAGGUUGUAACAGUAGAUUGAGAAUGAAAGUGAAAGUGCCAAAGUAGAAGCUACACAUGUCAUGUGGAUGAAAGGUUUGCGGCGUUAACACAGACCACAACAAAAGGUCGGAGAUGCAUAUUAUUUUCCUGUGGCUCAGUUCAUCAUCAAAGAYACUUGAAAGUGAGUCCUUUAUUUAAACAUUGGAAUAGCAGGCUCCGGGGUCAUGCGGCUGCGUCUCCUUUCCCUCCUUCUUAUCGUCAAAGUGUGUCGACUCAAUACUGUCAGUCGAGACGUGUGCCCACCCCUGCCUCAGUGGAAGCUCACCAAGCCCCUGAACACGAGGGAUAGAUAUCAAGAAAACGAUUCUCUGCGCUACCAGUGUGUGGAUGGCUAUGUGAGGAAGGCYGGGACCUCCAAUCUCAUCAAGUGCAAACGGAUUGGUCAGGUUCUUCAGUGGAUACCCCCAACACUGAUAUGCAUACAGCCCCAACCUCCAGUCAGUAUCCAGUUGACGGUGAGCCUGAGAAGAGGUCUGCUACAGCCAUAUAUGCGGGUGUAGGUGGUGUGGUAGUAACCAUCUUGCUGGUUGCAGCGUUUGGAGUACUAAUGUUUUGGAGAAGGAAACGGCUGCAGCGGUUMGAUCUGUCGCCAACACCAGACGAAAUAGUGCAAAUGAAUGUUGUGACAUGAGCCACACUCCUUAGUGCCCUGACGGACAACCAGCAGCCACUUAGAAAAGACAAAAAGGUGCAUCAGUCUGAUGGUGGGGGAACAAUGACCUUGGAUUGGACAAGAAGUGGACCAAAAAUUACAAUGGCUUGGACCUCAGUGUCCUCGUGUGGAAAAUUAAAAUAACUAAAGCACCACCCAAAUUGAUUAAUUUAAGACAUAUUGAUUUAUUUCAUUGAUUAAUUAAUAUUCUUAAACUGGCAAAGAUUCUAACUAAUCACAACAGCCCAAAAUGCAUAGGAUUACCUUCUCACUGAAUUCACAAAGGUAUGUGAUAAACAUGCAACUUUGGAGAACAGUGAAAGUUAGGCCCGACUAACCGGUGCCUGUAUAUAGCCUCGUUAACUUGUUAUG